Messenger RNA from Lotus japonicus, 836 nucleotides. RefSeq lists its product as uncharacterized. Gene Ontology annotation, molecular function: structural constituent of ribosome. NCBI's taxonomy places the organism in Eukaryota, Viridiplantae, Streptophyta, Magnoliopsida, Fabales, Fabaceae. The record is from RefSeq and is a predicted model, not a curated record. Gene Ontology annotation, biological process: translation. Bases 248 to 514 code for a protein of 88 amino acids. Gene Ontology annotation, cellular component: ribosome. The transcript is spliced from 4 exons.
UUUCAAAAAAAAAAAAUAAUUCACAAAUGGAGCCCUAACUCUGUUGAGUCACUCUAUCGACCCUCUCACAUUCCCUGGUACCGGCCGCCACCGUCACGCCGCCGCAUCCAUCGGUGCUACCAGCAGCAAAGCCUCUCAGACCGCCGUGAAACCCUCGCCAAGGCUCAAUCUCACAUUCCCCCCCCAGUGUGUUGUCGUCGUGCGUCUGAAUCUGGUUUAAGGAUUGCCGGUUCCGAGAGGAGAGAAGAUGAAGCAAGUGGUAGGAAUGGUGGUUUCCAACAAGAUGCAGAAGUCAGUGGUGGUGGCAGUGGAUAGGCUAUUCCAUCACAAAGUGUACAACCGAUAUGUCAAGCGCACCUCUAAAUUUAUGGCUCACGAUGAGAACAAUCUCUGCAACAUUGGUGACCGGGUUCGACUGAAUCCUUCUAGGCCUCUGAGCAAGCAUAAGUGUUGGGUGGUUGCUGAAAUUCUCAAGAAAGCACGUAUAUAUGUUCCUCCAACCUCCACACCCUGAGAAAGUAAGCUCCAGCACUGAAGCACCUGCUUGCUGAAUUGGCUCAGGAGGGAUUUUAAUAUGGCGUGUUAGCUUGUAUCUUGAUGGGCUAGAAUCGGUGUGCUGCUAUUUUGCAUGGAAUCUUAUUUAUUAGAUGUCAAUGCUUCCUUUUUGGGUGAUCUUGAUUGCCAUCUGUGCAAAAAUGGAUUGUAGUGUUGGAUGAUCAAAAAUGGGAUUUGUCAUUUUUUGUCUGCAGAUUUCUGAUUUUCUUUAUAGUAAUAAGUGAUAACAUGUUUACAUGCAUUAUCUGUAUUGCAUUCAAACCUCCAGUUUCUAAAAAGAA